AUGCGGGCUAUUUACCAGAAGGGUGAUGCCAAGCUGCGGCAUUUGGUGCAAAGCCACGGAGCCAAGCGAUGGGCACAGCGAAUAUCAGGCAGCAAGGAUGUGGCGCAGUGUGGCAUCUACCGUCAAGCUCACAACGAGAAGGUGACUAUCGACGAGCUCAGUCAAGAGGCACAAAGCCUCCUGGAGGAGCUUCAGAAGUCCGAAGGCGAGAAGGAUGAUCCCGAUCUGGAGUGGCGAUUGAACGAGAAGCUGGUGGAGGUUGUGGAUGCCCUGGCCGCAGCAGAUGAAAGUGGUCCCGGUCGUCUUGCCCCUGCAGAGGGCCUUUUCGCUUUGCGCGACCUAUUGAAAAAGACUGAAAGGGGAAGCAUUGAUGAGGAGCGCUGCACCGCCUUUGAAUUGGAGAAGGCUGAUGUGCCUGGGCAGAUGCUGCGCUAUUUGAAGAUGCAGCCUGUGCAUGACACGUCGCACAAAGAGGACCGGUGGAAGCUUUUCUACGAAGCAUUCGGUGACUUCUCGAAGCAAUCGAAGAAGGGACUGACAAGGUUCCUGAAGGCGCUGCAUGCCGUGAUCGAGACCGGAGAGGCGCUGCCUGUAUGGCGGCACAAAAAGGAUCGUGGCCUGAAGGCCUUGACAGAGCCUAUUUCCUUGAAGCUGCGCAACACGGCGAGUGGCAUCGCAUGCCCGGUGCUGGACAUACACUUGCCGAAGCAAGUGCCGGCAUUGUCCGUUUCUGUGGAACCCCUGGUUCAGCUCACGGACCUUGCAAAUUUUCUCACAAAGGUUACACCAUGCAUUGACGAAGCAUACCUGAAAUUUUGUCAUCGGCUUAUUGGACACAGGAUCUGGGACCAUCACACAGACAAAGCCUAUGAGGUGGUCGCCUUCGAGAUUUUCAGCCUCGGGCUGCCCAUCCCAGUGCACACAGUGCGGGCCGAAGAUGAGGAGAACCAGUGUUGGCUUCUGGCAAACCGCAGCUACGCAGUGCUGUCGCUCUCCGAAGAUGUUUCAGACCUGGCCCUGAAGGUGGCGUUAAACCAGCUUCAGGCCUUGACUCGAGCGGAAGAGUAUGUGGCCACUCUGGACAGGUUGGAGCACGUUCUCGCAGGGACGGAGGGCGAGGCUUCGAAGCUCUCGGAAGUCAAGCCUGAGGAUCGAAGUGAUGCAGACGUUGCGUCAGAAGAAGCCAAAUCAAAAGUCGUGAUGCUGGCAUCUGACAAUGCCACCCAGGUCCUGGAACUUAUCCGUGCUGAGAAGACACGAUGUGCCUUUGCUGCAGAUACCACGGAUGGCGACACCACAUGUGAACAGGCCGUGGAUCCUUCGAUGCGGGUGCACACGGUCAUGAUUGCAGUCUCUGACGAAAUCCCUUUCGAACUGUUCUGGCCAAUGGUCAAGGAUGACAUUGUUGGCGCGGUGAGGGAGCUUUGUCCACGUGGUAUGCCGGGAAUGGAGGAGGCAGUUCAGGCGGGUGUUGCCAACAAUGGCAUGGGGCCGAUCGCGCAGAAGCUUACGCAGCAGGAGGCAGAAACCCUGGCAACACGUGUUGGACAUGUGGUCCAGACAGCCGUCAUAGUUGAUCAAGAAGCUCUUCAGGAGGCCCAAAAAGAGAAGGCCAAAAGCCAACAGAAUGAGCCGCUGUCCGGACUCACGAGUCGCAUCCAAUUCACUCCGAAGGGAGACAAGACUUGGAUCCCAGGCACUGUUGUCGGGCAGCUCGGGGAACGCUUCAGCUUGGUUGACGACAAAGGGGUUCUGUAUGACAAGCUGCCACGGGCACGCAUUCGCCUUCCGCCUGGAAAGAGGGACAGCACGGGAAGCGCCAACGGUGCUCCGAUCCAGGCAGUACUUUCUCAGGCAGACCUGGUACGAAUCCGGGAGCACCUCCGCCGUCGACAAGAAGAAUGGGCCGAGCGCCAUGCGCAGAACGCCUCCGCAAACGCUGGAGCGAAUGGUACUGGCGCAAGAACUGGCACUGCGGGUGAAGAGGCUGGCGUUGCGGGCAGUGAACAGAGGACGCCGACUUCUUCGCGCCCGACAUCUGCACCAGCAGUAGCAGCGUUGAUGCAUCGAUCACGAGCUUCGUCCGCACCUUCGAUUGACGGAGCUGUAAGACGGGGUAUGAGCAUUCUAUCUCGGGAAGGUUCACUCAGCGAAGUAGACGGCAACAGCGGUGCUCUAGAUGUGGUUCAGUUCAUGGAAGACGAGGGCAUGGGUGACGACGAUUUUGACGAGGAGGGAGGGCCUGUCGAUGAUGACGAGGAUGAAGAUCUUCCUCCACUAGAAGCGCACGAGGCCGACGGCGGCCUUGCAGCAGGACGUCUUGGAGCCAGCAGAGGAAGCGAUGGGGAAAACAGAGAGUUUGGGAUCGGCGAAGCUGGAUCCAUGGAAGAGGAGCUGCGGAUGCUGGAGCAACUUCGCGCCAUGGAGCAGAUUAUCUCCGAGGUUCUGGACCCCUCAGACUCGAGCCGCUUGAGGCGACCGGGUGGAGACUCAGCUGGGGAUGAUUUCUUCAGCGCCCCCAUGGCUAGCCUGCGCAUCCGUAUGGGUGGCAGUGAUCUGCGUGUGCCAGUUGAGACUUGUCAGAUCCGCAGGGGCGGUGGUGGCAAAGGUGGAAGCGAACCACUCCGUGGGGAGUUCCCGUCCUUCGUGCGAUCUGCAGAUUCUGCGAAUGCAACAUCCACUCUCGAUCAUCCUGUUGUGGAGCGCCUCGGCGCCUCAGAUCUCGUUGCUGCUCAAGGCACUGGAGACGAUCCAGCAGUUGAUGACCGAGGUGUGCAACCUCCGCAAUUCUCAGCACGCUUCUGCCUGUGCUCCAGAGAGGAACCCGGGAAGGAUUCCAGCAAUGUCGUCGAAUCGGCGACCAGGGCUCUGAAAUCUUUCCCGCUGCCGCGGUCGUGGAAUCUGCUGAAAGCAAUGCAGUUUCUGCAAGAUCAACAAGUCCUGCACAGCCGCCAAGGUGCCGACGCUGCGAGGAUGGUUGACCACCAAGCCCUCGUUGUGGAACCGCUGCAGAAGGUUCCGUUGGACAACUGGUUCUUGGGAUAUGAGCUUGUCCUGGAGAGCACAUCAUCUCCAUCAGUGGACGAUGCUACAGAGGUGGCUGGUACCAUGAGCCCAACAGCCAGGCAUACUCCGAGCGGUGAAGACGUUGCCUUGGGCAACGGCAAGAGAAGACGAAGGACCUUACCCGUUGGUGAGCUGACGGAUGCCGUCGCAAGGGAGAUGUACUCGGACAUGAGUCGGAGACGUCCUGAUGGCUCCGAAGGCGAAGUGCCUAGCAUCGAAAAGAUGAUAGACCAGUGUGGCGGCAGCGCCACGGUUAGCAACGCCAUUGAACUGCUCCGAUUGAUCCAUAGAAAUGCUCAAAGCCUAGGCCCAGAGAUGGGAAGUUGGGUUUCGUCCAAGCUGGACAGGAAACUAAGGUAUCAGCUAGAAGACCCGCUGAGCGUCAUCAGUGGUACGUUGCCAGUGUGGGCGGUAACACUGCCACGUAUGUGCCCAUUCCUUUUCAGCCUGAAGACUCGGAAGAUGCUCCUGAAGUACACUGCAUUUGGACCAUCCUUCGCUGUGCAUUGGACGCAGGAGAGCAAAGUCGGAUCUUUCUUGAAGCGGCGCGCAACGGUGCAGACAGAGCUGAAUGCACAGACCGAUCCAAGGAAGAUGCAGGAGUUAUCCCAGGAGCUGUCCAACAUCGAGGAGCAUGUCGUGAGGUCAAACUUCUGGCUCGGAACUUUGCAGAGCACGCUGGUCCGUCUGCAGAAGGGUGAAGAAUUCCUCCGGCAGUCCGAUGUUGCAAUGGGCUUUCUUGCCAAUGCCAGCAAGCUGUUGGAGGUUCAGUUCGAAGGUGAGACAGGUUUCGGAGUGGCCGUGACGCAGUCAUUCUAUGUGGAGGUUGCGCAGGCUCUACAAGAGCGCGCCAGCAAUGCCUCUGUUCCCUUGUGGGUUGAAGACGAUGACUCAAGCGGGAGCCAGCAGCACUUGUUGUGCCGCAAAGGCUUGCUGCUGAAGCCCCUCACCUCAGGGCCUCAAAGGGAUGCGGCAGUUGAGCGCUUCCGAUUCUUAGGCCGACUGAUGGGGCAGGCAUUGCGUGAGGGCUUCAUUGUGCCCCUGCCACUUGCGGACGAGUUUUUCUCAUUGGUCCUUGGAGAGAAGCUCGGGCCAGACAGUCUGCCCAGACCUGGCAACGGUGUUGCCGGUGAGCUGCUGGGCGCACUCGCGGAUUUCGCCGAAGACUUGAAGGCUGGAGAGGCAUCUCAGAAGGAUCGCGGUAGCUCUCCGGAGCAGAUCCAAGCAUGGAAGAAAGCCCAGGCUGAUCGCAAGGACUUCGCUGAACGCUUCCUCUCGCCCAGUGACCGACCGGAUAUGACUCCGACACAAGAGCCAAUGUCCUUCAACGAGUACACCAGCUUGGCUGGAGUUUGUUUCUUGGAAACCGGCCUGAGUGGUGCAGCCCUGUGUCCAGAUGGGGAUAACAUCCUCGUCACAGCGGACAAUGUGGCCGCCUUCGUCGAACAGGCCACCCACUUUUGGUUUGAUGCAGGUGUGAAGGAUCAGGUGGACGCCUUCCGUUCCGGUUUGAACGACGUCUUCCCCUUUGCAUGCCUGCAGGCGUUUGCACGAUCAGAACUUCGAGAGAUGUUCUGCGGUGAGGACAGAAUUGACUGGGAUGAGCAAGCGCUGCUCAACCACAUCCACCCAACGGGCGGGUUGAACGACAAGUCACCAGCUUACCGAUUCCUAGUGGCCGUCCUCUUGGAGUUGAACCAGGCAGACAGGUCCAGAUUCUUGGACUUUGUUUCCUCAUGUCCUCGCCUUCCUCCAGGCGGCAUUGCAAAGUUCCACGUGGACGUUUUCCCCGAUACCAGCGCCUCACGGCAAGCCUUUCCCCGUUCACGAGCAUGUGCCAAUCAGCUGUACCUGCCGCCAUACACCUCCAAAGAGGAACUGCAGGCGAGGCUGCACGAGGCCAUGUACUGCUCGGCUGGACAUCACGAGCAGAAGGUGCGGGAUCAGUGA
Molecule: messenger RNA, 5016 nt
Organism: Symbiodinium sp. CCMP2456
Lineage: Eukaryota; Dinophyceae; Suessiales; Symbiodiniaceae
Source: the annotation of a GenBank genome assembly